AUGCGCAACUUGAUUACGCUAAAUCGGGGUAGGUUCGAGCCUACUUCGCUCGCAUUGCCAGACCUCAAAUUGCAAGCCAGUGUCUUUGACACCUCUUCCGACAGCAUUACAUGUGCCUUGGCAGACCUGGAUAUUGGUGCUGUCGAAGUGCACCAGUACAUGAAAACGGGGAACUGUAAUGUGCUGGCGUCGUUCAACAUUCAAACAUUUGGAGACAAACUUCUGUCGUUCAUGCAUUUCGGAGAUAUUUGUCAACUUGUUUUCGUGCUGGCUCAGGGUGACAUUGUAACAGCCACGUAUGAUCCCGAGAGCUACGACCUGGCUUUGUCUGUGGUCGAGAUUGUCGGGUCGAUCGAGGGAGGUGUGGCAGCAGCCGAGUGGUCGCUCGACGAGGAGACCCUGGCUUUGGCUACCUGCGAGCACAAUGUCGUUGUGCUGAGCAGGCAGUUCGAGCCCAUAGCCGAGCACAAGCUGACGGUAGGUGAUCUCAAGAUGUCGAAACACGUUGACGUGGGAUGGGGAAAGAAAGAAACACAAUUUAGAGGUAAGGGAGCUCGUGCGAUGGAAAGAGUGGCUCUUGAAAGCCUCAAGGCUUCGGGACUCAGAGGAACGGAGCUUCGAGAUCCAACAAUGCCCUACAUGGUAGAUACCGGUGUCGUGGGCGCCAUGGACUCGGGAGAAACUACGAUAUCAUGGAGAGGCGAUUGCGAGUACUUUGUGGUGUCCACAGUCGAGGUUAUCCAAAAAGAAAACGAGGAAGAGCUUUCUAGGAGAGCCUUCAGAGUGUUUUCCCGCGAUGGACAACUAGAUAGCGCCUCGGAGCCCGUUGACGGACAGGAAAACCCCUUAACCUGGAAGCCACAGGGUUCUUUGAUCGCUUCCAUCCAGAGAAAAGAUCAGAUCCCAGGAGAAGAAUCUAUCAACGUCUUAUUUUUCGAGAGAAACGGUCUAAGACACGGCGAAUUCGAUACUCGACUAGCGAUGGAUGAAAAAGUCCUUGAUUUGAGCUGGAACUCAAGCUCAGAAGCACUUGCCAUCACCCUGACGGAUAAAAUAAUGCUGUGGACUACUAAGAAUUACCAUUGGUAUUUGAAGCAAGAAAUAUACGCUCAAAACAUUCAGUACGUGAAAUGGCAUCCGGAAAAGGAUUUCACCCUUCUGUUCGGCGACGAAACCGGUGUCAACAUUGUUGACUUUGCCUACAAAUUGGCAUUAGGCCCUACCUUGGAGCCCUUUGACUAUGGCACUGUUCUCGUAAUCGAUGGUUCUACGAUAAAUAUCACUCCACUGGCCCUAGCCACCGUCCCCCCUCCCAUGUAUUACCGAGACUUCGACGCACCUUCCAAUGUAUUAGACGCGGCGACAAGCGUUUCCAAUGAGAUUUACGCUGCUAUCACUAAAGAUGAACUUUGUUUGGCUUCUGUGCCCAGUUUAGAAGAUAUGAGAAAAGGUUUGCAUCCUCUCAUCUCCUCAAAUAUUCCGAAAUCAAUGUUUGCCACCGCUUAUGAUACACUCAGACAGGUUGCCUUCAUAGAUGAUACCGUCGUAGGGGUCUUGUUGGACUCUCAGAACUUAUCCCGAAUUGCACUGAUUGACGUGUCGGACCUUCAACAACCUUCGGUCAUUUCUGUUGUUGACGCUCUGAAUAAAGUUGUACUCAUUCGUGCUGGUUUUGAAAACAACUACCUGGCUUUCGAAACUAAAGACUACAAAGUUUUCCAUCUCGACUUAUAUGGACAUAUCACCGAGAUCGCCGCCUUCCCGCAGCUCGUGCGUGAUCUGCGCGUUAAGAGAGUAGAAACCUCUGUGGAUGCAGGUGGCAAUAGUUAUGCUGAAGAUUCGAAGCUAGUAGCUUUCGGUCUUGCUGCUAACGGUAAACUUUACGCAAAUGACAUCCUUCUCACUAGUACCGCCACAUCGAUGGAAAUCACUGACAAUUUACUGAUGUUCACUUCUGCUCAGCACAACUUACAAUUUGCUCACUUGAACUCGACCGAAUUCAAGCCAUUGCCUCUUGUUGACCAAAGUGUGGAUGACGAGAGAGUGAGAGCUAUCGAACGAGGCUCUUUGUUGGUAACUGCCAUACCGUCAAAGUCGUCGGUAACUUUGCAGGCGGCCCGUGGUAACUUGGAGGUUAUUUUCCCACGAAUUAUGGUUCUUGCUGGUGUAAGAAAGAGCAUUUUGGCUAAAAGAUAUUACGAGGCUUUCAAUACAUGCAGAACACAUAGAAUUCACCUAGACAUUCUACAUGACUAUGCGCCUGAAAUAUUUGCCGAUAAUCUCGAGAUUUUCAUAGAAGAAAUCGAAAGGGGGGAUUAUCUUGACCUUUUCAUCUCCUGUUUGACCGAAGAAGACGUCACCGAACAGAAAUAUAAAGAGACGAUUGGCAUUGCCAUGGAUCAAAAAUUCGAAGUGACUCCACCGCCACUAACCGAAAUGGAGCAGUACAUGAAGAAAAAAAUGUUUGACCCUAGUAGCUCGAAGGUGAACAAAAUCUGCAAUGCAAUUCUUGGAGUACUUUUGAACAAUCCAGAACACAAGGCGAAGUAUCUGCAAUCAAUCAUCACUGCAUAUGCUUGCCAAAACCCUCCUAACCUGGAAGAAGCCUUAUUGCUAAUUGCAUCGCUUGAUGAACAAAGCGAGAAUUGUCUGACUUACUUGUGCUUUUUGCACGACGUGAAUGUUCUUUAUAAGGUCGCCUUGUCCUUAUACGACAUCAAGCUCACAUUGGCGAUCGCUCAAAAAUCGCAAAUGGACCCUAAAGAGUAUCUACCAUUCCUGCAAAAUCUUCACGAACAGGAGCCUCUAGUUUGCAAAUUUAUGAUUGAUGAUUAUCUCAAACGCCACGAAAAAGCCUUGGAUCACCUCUCGGCUAUUGAGACGAGCUCACAAGGCCUUUCGGACAAGAUCGUGGACUACAUUCAGACUCACCACUUGUACAAAUAUGCUCUGAAUCUUUACCGGUAUGACGUUGAGAAACAAAAUGCUGUUUACCAUGCCUUUGCGCCUUAUUUGUCGUCCAGACAGGAGUAUGGAGAAGCUGCAAUUAUCUACGAAAUGCUGGGCGAAUUCAAGGAGGCCAUGGACGCCUACACUUUGGGCAAAAAGUCCAGUGAAGCACUUGCAAUUGCCACUUCCAAGUUUAAUGAUGAAGUUGAUACGGUAGCAGACACUCUGGUCUCCUCUUUGUCCUUCGAGCACAAAUAUGCUGAAGCCGCUGAAAUUGAGCUGAACUACUUGAAGGACACUAAGGAAGCAAUGAGAUUAUACUGUAAAGCCUAUCAUUACGAAAGGGCGGCUUUGAUCGGAGCCACUCACGGUAGUGUUGAGUUGGUCGAUGAAGUUCUAGAACCGGCUCUCGGCGAGGGUUUUGGUACGAUUGCAGAGCUGCUAGCCGACUGCAAAGGGCAAGUUACUUCGCAACUGCGAAGACUACGUGAGCUAAGGCAAAAGAAGGAUGAGGAUCCAUAUGUGUUCUAUGGACAAGAGACAGAACAGGCAGAUGAUAUUUCAAUUGCUGCAUCGGAAACGUCAACAAAGGAAUCUUUCUUCACCCGGUACACUGGAAAGACGGGCGGGACUGCCAAGACGGGGGCUUCGAGACGCACGGCUAAAAACAAACGUCGUGAAGAACGCAAGCGCGCUCGCGGUAAGAAGGGAACAAUUUAUGAAGAGGAAUAUCUCAUUCAAUCCAUUGGCAGGCUGAUAGAGAGGUUGUCGCAUACCGAGCCAGAUGCCAUCCUGCUGAUAGAGGCCUUGCUAAGACGUGGUAGAAGAGAAGAGGCACAGCUGAUCCAAAAGAAUUUUGUGGAGACCAUGACUCUGCUGAAGGACAACGUUGUUGAAAUAUAUAGCAUCAACGAGAAGGACAGGGAGAGAGUGGAUGAAGAAGGAAACAUUUACCACAUUCCCGAAAUUCCGGUGCCAGAUAUCAAGCCAUUCCCUACGCGGCAGAUUAUUGACUUUUAA
Molecule: messenger RNA, 3969 nt
Organism: Lachancea meyersii CBS 8951
Lineage: Eukaryota; Fungi; Ascomycota; Saccharomycetes; Saccharomycetales; Saccharomycetaceae
Source: the annotation of a GenBank genome assembly